UCAAAGAAACGCACAACUGGAGAAGUCCAUUCAAUCUCACAGUCUCUUAACCAUGGGUCCUGUCUGCCUUUACUGGGACGUCUGUUUGUUUUUCCUCCUCAUAAAUACUUUCUAUGUCAUGGGAAAUGUUGAAGUCGCAGAGGCUGACGAGUGCUCAGAAGCCACUGACGACUGUCACAUCGACGCUCUGUGCCAGAACACUCCAAAGUCCUACAAGUGCAUCUGCAAGACUGGAUACAAGGGAGAUGGCAAGCACUGCGAAGAUAUGGAUGAGUGUGAAAACGACUACAAUGGAGGUUGUGUGCAUGACUGCAUUAACAUCCCUGGAAACUACAGGUGCACGUGCUAUGAUGGAUUCAUGCUCGCAGACGAUGGGCACAACUGCCUUGAUGUGGACGAGUGUCUGGACAACAACGGCGGUUGUCAGCAGAUAUGUGUGAACACUAUGGGCAGUUACGAGUGCCAGUGCAAAGAGGGCUUCUUCCUGAGUGACAACCAACACACCUGCAUCCAUCGCUCAGAUGAUGGGAUGAACUGUAUGAAUAAGGACCAUGGCUGUGCGCAUAUCUGCAGAGAGACUCCCAAAGGCGGGGUGGCGUGUGAGUGCCGCCCAGGAUUUGAGCUGGCAGAAAAUCAGCACGACUGCAAACUGACAUGUAACUAUGGAAAUGGUGGUUGCCAACACACGUGCGAUGACACAGACGUGGGGCCCGUAUGUGGAUGUCAUCAGAAAUAUGCCCUUCAUUCGGACAGCAAGACCUGCAUUGAGAAAGAUGAGGCUGCAAUUGAGAGCUCUGAAUUCAAUACCACGUCAGUAGCUGAUGUGGACAAGCGGGUGAAACGUCGUCUACUUAUGGAGACCUGUGCAGUGAAUAACGGUGGUUGUGAUCGCACUUGCAAAGACACGGCCACCGGGGUGCGCUGCAGCUGUCCGGUGGGCUUCACCCUGCAACCCGACGGCAAGACCUGCAAAGACAUUGAUGAGUGUUUGGAGAAUAACGGAGGUUGUGAUCAUUUCUGCCGGAACACGGUGGGAAGUUUUGAGUGCAGCUGUCAGAAAGGACACAAACUCCUCACCAAUGAGCGCACCUGUCAAGAUAUUGAUGAGUGCUCUUUCGAGAGGACGUGUGACCACAUAUGCAUCAACUACCCAGGCAGCUUCGAGUGUGUGUGUCACAAAGGCUACAGCCUCUAUGGACUAACACACUGUGGUGAUAUUGACGAGUGCAGUAUUAAUAACGGGAGCUGUGAACACGGAUGUGUGAAUACACAGGGCAGCUACGAGUGUGUGUGUCCCCCUGGACAAAAGCUCCACUGGAACAAGAAAGACUGUGUUGAGGCGGUAAAAUGCCGCCCGAAUGGGAAACCGGCACCUCGCGCUCAGCUCAGCUGCUCCAAGACAGGUGGAGGGGAAGUGUGUUCACUGUCCUGUCCGUCAAAUGCCCUUUUCCUGGCAGAUUCUGAAAACAGUUACACUUUAAGCUGUGGAGUGCCUGUCCAACCAGGUAAAGUCCCACCGAAGAGGAAUAUCACUACUUCCAGCAGUAGCUUCUUGCAAACCUGUACAGAGAUGCUGGCCCAGCCUAUAAAACAGAAAGCACGUUUUAAAAUCAAAGAUGCCAAGUGCCACCUGAGACCCCGAAACAAGGAGAAACACAGAGACAUGGGAAAGCAGAGCUUUCAGGCUGGUCAGUUUCCCUGCACCGAUGACUGUCAGGUAACAUUUGUGAAUCUGAAGUGUGACUCAUCCAAAAAGCGCCGACGUGGCCGUAAAUCUCCUUCCAAAGAAGUCUCCCACAUCACCGCAGAGUUUGAGAUGGAAAUUAAAGAAGAGGAGGCCUCAGAAUCAUGUAAUGUGGAUUGUGUGCGUGAGAAGACCAAACAGAAGCUGCAGAACGCAAUGCGCACGCUGAGGAAGUCGAUCAGUAAGCAACAGUUUUAUAUUCAGUUCUCCGGCACGGCGUAUGAGGUGGCCCAGCGUGCCGUGCGCCAGACGGAGGGAGAUGAGACCUGCAGUAUAGGACAGGUCCACACUGAGGGGAAGUGCGUCAGCUGCAGUGUGGGAACAUUCUACAGUGGAGAACAGGAGCAAUGUGUGAUUUGUGUGCCAGGAACCUAUCAGGACAGAGAGGGCCAGCUGUCCUGUGAGCCCUGCCCCAGCACAGAGGGACAGGGCAUCGCAGGGGCUAAAAACGUCUCAGAGUGCGGAGGCCAGUGCCCUGCUGGUCACUUCUCUGCUGAUGGUUUCCAUCCAUGCCAGCUCUGCCCGCUGGGCACCUUCCAGCCUGAGCCAGGUCGUGUGCUGUGCUUCCCCUGUGGAGGAGGACUCAUGACCCGACACACGGGCAGCAUGUCCUUCAGAGAUUGUGAAGCCAAAGUUCAUUGUGCUCCUGGACAUCAUUAUAAUGCCACCACUCAUCGUUGUGUCCGUUGUCCGGCUGGUACCUACCAGUCUGAGUUCGGACAGAACUACUGUAUCACCUGCCCUGGAAAUACUACAACAGAUUUCGAUGGAGCCACCAAUGUAUCUCACUGCAAAAAUCAGCUAUGUGGCGGUGAGCUGGGAGAUUUCAUGGGCUACAUUGAAUCUCCCAACUACCCCGGCGACUAUCCAUCUAAUGUGGACUGCGUCUGGACCAUCAACCCUCCAAACAAGAGACGCAUUCUCAUUGUGGUGCCAGAGAUCUUCCUACCCAUUGAGGAUGAGUGUGGGGAUGUUCUUGUCAUGAGGAAGAGUGCCCUGCCAACAUCCAUUACAACUUAUGAGACAUGCCAGACUUAUGAGCGCCCAAUCGCCUUUACUUCCCGCUCACGGAAGCUGUGGAUUCAGUUCAAGUCCAACGAGGGUAACAGCGGAAAGGGGUUUCAGGUUCCUUAUGUCACCUAUGAUGAGGACUACCAACAACUCAUAGAAGACAUUGUUCGAGAUGGUCGACUGUAUGCCUCAGAAAACCACCAGGAGAUAUUAAAAGAUAAGAAACUGAUUAAAGCUUUGUUUGAUGUGCUGGCUCACCCUCAUAACUACUUUAAAUACACCGUGCAGGAAUCAAAGGAGAUGUUCCCACGUUCCUUUAUUAAACUGCUACGCUCCAAAGUGUCCAGGUUUCUACGGCCAUACAAAUAGAAACCAGAACAAUUCUUUCACGACCCCUCCUCUAUCCCCAUCUCUCUUCCUCCUGUUCCACUGUUUCUUUCUUUUUUCUGCUAGGAAGUUCUCACUACUGCGGGAAGAGAAAGACGUUUGGCUUUCUUCCUGUGUCAAAUGUACUAUUUGCUUUUGUAUUCGUCCCUUUGUCCCGUUUUUGAUUUAUUGUCAUUUUAUUUUGUUUGCUAUUAUUUAUGUGCUUGAUUUUGCAAAAACCCUAUUUGGAUCUUUGAUAUUUACGGUAUAUAUUUGUAUAUGUAUGUAUGUAUAUAUAUAUGUGUGUGUGUGUGUGUGUGUGUGUGUGUGUGUGUGUGUGUGUGUGUGUGUGUGCUUAAAACAAUUGUGCAAGCUUAUGGCCUCAUACAGACACACACAGAUAUAUAUUCUUAUUUUGAAAAGGUUAUAUUCAUCCCCCUAAUGUGCACAAGAUUAGGAUUUAAAAAUCCUUGGUGCACUUAAAGUUUUCUUUUAAAACUGUUGGAGAAAGUUUCAAAGUUGGAGUCGCUUCAUAAACCUAUUCUGACCACAAAAUUAAACUCAAAGCUUGAUGAAAGCAAAAGAUAAAUGAGAAAAAAGAUAGAACAAGACAAAGACUACCUGUCAGUACAAACAUUAUGUGUACGUUGUUUAACUUGUAUUUGGAGCUUCAAUUGCACUUGAAUUUUAUAUUGUAAACUUUAGAGAAAUAGGAAAUAUAAGUUACAUUUUUCUUUAUGUUUUAUUGUUGUAUAGAGAUGUUUUACCUUGGUUGUAGAAACAAUAAGAUGUCCAAACUGCUCCCGACACAGAGCUUAGUUCUUCAAAAGAGAUAAAGAAAAAUAUUUGCAGCACUCUCUCUCUCCUUAUUAUAACAGUGUACACAAAUUUCACUUCACACACGUUGUCAUAAUAUUGUUUUUGGCUAUUUAAAGGUGAAGUGUGCAAAUUCUGUGCCACUAGUAUCACCAAACAAAAUUGCAAUCUAAUUUAACUUGUUUCAGCAGUCCUGACAACAUUAGCUCAACCAGUAGUGUGAGUUGGGGGCAGGACAGUGGAAGAUGGGGGAGUGUUUGAAAACUAGUUUGAACUAGUCAUUAUUUUUGCAGUUCAGUUUGGUGCCGCUAGUUUUAAUAUCAGAAAAGUGUUGACAUUAAAGUGCCAUCUUGUUAGACAUGCUGGUUUCAUGGGGCUUGUAGCUCCUUUUCAGCUUGUAAUUCUUUGACAAAUAUUGGUAUAUAUUGACACUUGUGGUACAGUAAUGUUACAAUGAUUUCUUGUUGAUAACCCUUCAUUUAGUUGUGUUAGCUCAAAGUGUAUUUUGGUCAGAGAGGACGUGAUGCAAAUCUUGUCAUCAGCAGAGUGCUCGAGCACUGAACACGCGCAGCUCGAUUUUUAACCGUGCAUCUUUGAAAAUGCAGAAUGCGCAUGCACUAAUUAGUGGGUCCACAAGAUGGCAACACCUUUGAGCUGUUACUGUCACGAAGAAGUGCUAGAAGAUGUAAUCGGCGGUAAUUAUCAGGAGAUUAAAAUAAAAAUAGCAACAGUGGAUGUGCACAUCAAGAGUGUAUAUGUGAGGAGGUCAGGCGAUACUUGCAUUUGUAUAACUUGAGUCUAAAUGAAAUAAAGGCAACAUUAUGGGUCUAAACUCUUGAAGAGAAAUAGUUUGGUGUCUCACAGCAGUCGUAGUGCGCAUGCGCCAACCACCGUGUAAGUCAUAUGGAUUAUACUUUGACAGGCUUGCGUUCGACUAUACGCAGAUGCUGCGCGUUUGCGUCAAAUCUGAAAUAUACUUUGGGCUGUCGAUGGAGUUUUGGGAGAUUGUAAAUACGAUGAUUUUGGCAAGUUUUACCUUUUUUCUUUAAGAUAGUUGUGCAGUCAUUCAUGAAAGUGGUGAGGAGAUUGUUUCAGAACAAUAGAGAGGCUGAUUUUGGAAUAAAGAGUCAUAUUUUGGCUUAUUACAUAUCUAUGACAUAGUAAUUACCUAACACCUUUGUGCUGUGCACAAAGACUCAUAUUUUGUACUUGUUGUUGGACUGUGGAAGACGAAUGGAGGCUGUUUGUUAAGAAGAACUGAUUACAUACCAAUAGUAUGUGAAUAAUGAUUGUUGUAAAAACUUUAUAUAUAAUUUAAUUUCAUCUGAAUCAUGAAUAACCAGGAUGCAUUAGCAGUAUAAUCCAUACUGAGGUUUUUAGAGCUGUGUGUGUGUGUGUCUAAUUUAAUUUCUAUCAUAGUUCUGUUUAAUAUUGCCUCUUUGAUUUGUGAGAACUAAUGUAGUGAACUCUUUGCAAACUUGUGCAUCUGUGAGACAAAACUCUACUACAGUCUUUUGAGAAGAUAAAAGAACAGCCCCAAGCAGUAAAGCUCUCUCUCUCUCUCUCUCUCUCUCUCUCUCUCUCACACACACACACACACACACACACACACACAAACACA
Myxocyprinus asiaticus (Chinese sucker) is the source of this 5558-nucleotide messenger RNA. RefSeq names its product signal peptide, CUB and EGF-like domain-containing protein 1. The coding region runs from base 53 to 3124 and encodes 1023 amino acids. The record is from RefSeq and is a predicted model, not a curated record. Gene Ontology annotation, cellular component: cell surface. Gene Ontology annotation, molecular function: calcium ion binding. Gene Ontology annotation, biological process: signal transduction. NCBI's taxonomy places the organism in Eukaryota, Metazoa, Chordata, Actinopteri, Cypriniformes, Catostomidae. The transcript has 23 exons.